Messenger RNA from Vidua macroura (Pin-tailed whydah), 7055 nucleotides. RefSeq names its product retroelement silencing factor 1 (gene RESF1). Gene Ontology annotation, cellular component: nucleus. The record is from RefSeq and is a predicted model, not a curated record. NCBI's taxonomy places the organism in Eukaryota, Metazoa, Chordata, Aves, Passeriformes, Viduidae. The transcript has 7 exons. The coding region runs from base 533 to 6016 and encodes 1827 amino acids. Gene Ontology annotation, molecular function: histone methyltransferase binding.
ACCCGAGCGGAGCGCGGGGCCCGGCAGCUCGUCCGCUGCUCGCCUCGCUGAACCAAUUACCAUCAAUUAGCGAGAGUCCUGCGGGUGCCUGAACAAGAACAAUGCGAUGCGCAGGCUCCGGAACACAUCCUCCGCCCCGAUCACCUUAAGGACGCAGAGGAGGCUGUCCCUCAAACAGACUCUUUAGAAGCCAACGAAUUGCUGACUUGGCUUGUUUUCUGCAGGCUAAGGGUCCUCCUUCUUGCCCUUCUUGAAAACUGGGACAACGUUCGCCAGCUUCCAGUCAGCUGGGACUUCUCCAGAUUCCCAAGAUAACUCAAAAACCAUUAAGAGAGACUUUGCAAUGAUAUCAGCAGCUCUUUAAAGACUAUUGGAUGAAUCCCAUCAGGAUUUGUAAGAAGUUGAUAGGAAAUACCCAGUGAAACAUUAGCAGCCUGAAAGCUUUACCUUGGAUGCAAAAGCCUGUUUUCUUCGCUGAGAUUCCUGCAUCACUCAUUUUGAUUUUUCCUGAAGAAAAAGAAAACAAGAAAAGAUGGACUGGAAUGUAAGGCCAGUCCAGAAUGCUGAUGUAAAUACAAACCUGCAAAGUGAAGGAGCAUGUUUCACUCCGUUACUUCCUAAUGGACAUGCCUUUCCUCAGACAAAUGCCAACCCCUCUAAAAAUGCAUGCACUCAUGCUCAAAAUAACCAAAUAGUGUAUAUGCCAACUGUCAAUGUUGCCUUCCCUGCUGUAAAUGCUGAAAGAUUUAAAACUUCAGAUCAAACCUCACCAGGAGCAUCUGUAACUGGUAAUAAUUUUUUCAUGUCAAAAUACUCAGUUAAAAGACAUCAACAAAUGUACGUAACAGGUCUAAAACCUCCCAUUCAGAAUUCACCUUUGCGGCCAGAGAUGACACCAACUUCUUGGCCAGUCUCUAAUCCUUACAGUUAUCCCUGCAGAAAUGUACCCCCCCUGUCCUCUCAAAUGAACACGGGAAAUAAUGUAAGGAACGUACUUGGAGAGCCUCAGUACACCAAUACCAGCGCUUACACCAUGCAACCGGAAAUGCUGCAGCAUAAUUCCCUGAGACUUGGAACACUACAUCAAGGUGGCAUUCAUCCCCAGAAUAAUUCUUUUCCUCUUGGUACUUCCGGGCAACAUGUCCAACCCCAAAUAUUUAAUUCCAAUAAUCAGUGUAAAGUUUUGUAUUCAGUGAAUCAAAAUACUGGGACAAAUGUACAGAUGCCACAAUUUCAGCAGAGUCAGACAGCACCUGCUCUAGGAGCAGAAGCUCCUAGAGGAUGUUCUGCACCAUCUUUGUUGCCUGCGAACUGUGUUUCAAGACCUGCUGCACAAUCUUCAAUGGGUGUACCACAGGAAAUGCAAAAUGUACCUAAUGGAUACAACAUUAACCAGCAGAGGUGCUCACUGGAUCCAAAAAAUGCUCCUGGGUAUAACAGUAUUCAGCAACACUGUCAGCCGCAGCAAUCUGGAGAAGUCAGUCAAUCCGUCAGGAAUGUCUGUAAUCCAAGUGCAAGUGUGACAGAAAAUCGGUCUUUUAGUGAAAGUUCUGUGUCAUCCCCUGGCAUUCCCAAAGAACUGCUUGAUGUUGUGAAAGAAAUAGAAGCUCUUUCUUCAAAGCCACUGAGUGAUCCUGCUUCAGUUCCAGAGAGCCAGACUAGUAGUUUGAUGAAUGGGCCUGUUAAUGCUCAGAUUUCUUCAGCGGCAGCAACACAUGGAGUAGGAAUUACAAAGGAGAGACUAGCCUGGGAGGCUGAAAAGCUGAAAUGUCUUAAAAAAAGGGUUGUCCUGCUUGAAACAGUUCAUAAUUAUAAAAAAAAAAUCUAUCAUGAAAAAAAUGCUCUUCCUCUUCCUCCUAGUUAUCCAUGUUCUCCUUCUAAUUGUCUUCCAUGUGUACCCAAACAAAAUGUACAACCUUCCCCAUCUGAAGCAGUGAGGACAGAGAGGCCCACACUCAUGGUUUCACGUGAAGAGAGAAAUGACAAAAACCUUGCCAGUGCUGAUAACAGAAGAUUGGAGGUGACUCAAAGUAACCCUCAGGUGAAGCAGGGAAGUCUUUCAUCAAGCUUCACUCCUAUUCCCUCUCAGAGCAAAGUCCCAGCUCAAUUUAAUAAUCCUGAGAGCACUGUGGAACAAAGAGAUCUGCACGCCUUGGCCUCCUCUCAAGGAACUGUGACUUCCUCAAACAAUGCUUCGUGUUUUACUCAAGCAGGGAGCUCUGUCAAGACUGCAUCAAAGACUCUGCAAAUUGGCCCUGAGAACUCAUCAUUUCUUCAGUUUGUAUUGAGCAGCACAAAUGUGCUGAAAGAGAAGACAGCUGGUGCUACUGCUGAUAAAAUACUGACGAAUCUCCUGUGUAGUGAAAAACCACUGCUCGAUACAUCUGUCUCAGGUGGAAGCUUGCUAAGAGACACUAGUGAGAAGAAUGUAGAAAGUCUGAAAGGUGAGCAGGCAUCUGUGGCUCACACAAAGUCUCCUGCAUCAGAAACAUCUGCAUCUGGUGAUGCUCAAUUGCAGACUGAGAUAGCUCAGCAAAAAACGCCGUUUACUGAAAAUGCAUCCUGUAGCCAGAGCAAUUGUAGUUACUCUAUGGAAGAGCUGGUUGCAUGCCUGCGCUUGUGGGGGAAGUAUCCACCAGAAUCUGUAAGUGUGGAAAAUAAACAGUCAAAUGAAAGCCCCACAGCAAAUCAGGUUUCGCCCUCCAAUCAAAACACAAAGAAGGGAGAAAAAAAAGAUGUUCUGGCUAGCAUGGAUGAGGCUGUUUUGCCCGUAACAACUACCUCUGUGGGACAAAAACUUGAUACACUGACUCCCAAUUUGAUAAAAAAUUUUGAACCUCAAGUUGCAGUUGUCUCUCCUUUAGUACUUUGUGAACAAAAAACAUUAAAUGAGCAGGCAGGCAAGAUCCCAACACCUGAAGGUAAAACCUAUCCAGCGAUCAACUUGGGGAGCACAUGUAGCUUGCAAGAAGAGGGGGAAAAUGGUUUAAGUGUGGCAAAUACUGCCAAAGGAACAAUAGAAAAUGCUUGGUCAUCACCCAGUGAUUGUGUUCUGGAACAAAAAGUGGACUCAGAUUUGCAACAGAUCAAAGUAGGUGAUGAAAACCAAAGGAAAGUUAGUCAAUCUGCACAAGAGGCAAGAAGAAAUCUGCAGCUUGGAUUACAAAACAAGGCUCCUCUUCCUGAAUCAGGCAUAAAUUUUUGUAGUCAAAUCUCUCAAGAAGGUACAAGAGACCAUGAAGACAAACAAGGUGUGUUAGAGGCAGGAGAUACAUCCACAGCUGUGCUGGAAAAUGACAUGUUUUGUAUUUCUAGUGUAUGCUCUCUUGUUGAAGGUGAUAAAUUUUAUAACCCACAAAUAGCAGGCAUGUUCAAGUCAAUUUAUGAGACACAGGCAUCAGAAGGAAAUGUGUCUGGUGCAAGGCAAAAGGAACAACAUCCAGAAUUGAAUAAAACUGAGCUGAGCAAUAACAUUGCCCAAAGAGAGAGCUUGCUGCUAAAGAUGUUGGAAGAAUCAUCAAGUCAUUUGGAGAAGGAAAGCGGUGGCAAUCCUCUUAAAGCAGUUUCUACCUCUGAACAAAACAUGUCAUUCAAGGCAUCUUUCAAGCAUCCUGAAAAUUCCUUAGAAAGUCUUGCUAAUAUAAAUCAGAUGUUAGCUCAAAAUUCACUGGAUUCCUCUAGCAGCGUAACUGCUAAAACAAAUGCACCUGCUGUUCCAGGAGGCCACAGUAAACAAAAUUCCAUGCCCAGUAAAAAUAGCACGGAAAAGGAUGUGAACUUUUUUGGAGCAAAACCUAGUAAAUAUCUAAAAGAUCAGCUGCUUGCUCUAAUGAAAGAGUUUCCAUAUGGCAUUGAAGGUGCUGAUAUGCUAACAAAAGAAGCAGCACAAAAUUGUUCAGUGGCUGAAGGGACAGAGAAUCAGUCUCAAAAAGAGGUUAAAAUUUGUGACAAGAAUUCUCAUUUGAAGGACCCAGUAAAUCAGACUAAAAUUGCAGCGUUAAGAUCUGAUCAGGUUCAAGAACUGUCUCCUGGGCACAACCAGUGCCCCUCUAGUGACAGCAAGAGAGAAGUGAGUCAACAGUUAGAAAAGGCUUCAGCUGACAAGGACAACCUUGAAGGCAGGGUCCAGCCUAGUCAGGAUCUAUGUGAGAAGGAAAAAACCCCACAAGAAACUUCUAACCCCAGUGAAAAAAGUGAAGAUCGCUCUUUAAUGGGUGGUGUAGCUGUAGCUUAUAAAACACCACACUGUCCCUCUCAAUUAGAAACAUCUGGUUCAGAGAAAAAGGAUUGUCAGCUUUCAAAAGCUGAAAAUACUGACUCUGCAGAGACAGAAGAAAACAACCGUCAAUCUGAUACCUUGAAAAAGGAAAACCGUGCAGUGGGAGACCUGACAAUUUCUGAAAAAAUCCCAGACAGUAUUAGCAAAAAUAAAGAUAUUUGCAAAUACACUUCCGAAAUGAACAAAAAACCUAUGUUGAAGGUGGAUAAUGAAUGCAAACUGCCUACCACACAGCAGGAAAAAACUGGACCAGUUAAUUCCUUUGAAAACCAGGAUGCUGAUAAAUACAUAAGCAGCAGUUCGAAGGAACAUCUGCAAAUUGACAAAGGAACCCAAGUGUCAAGUAAAGAAUUUAAUUUUUUCAAAAAAGAACACCAGACAGCCUCCCAGGAGUUACCGGAAAAAACUGAUCAUACAUAUGCAGACACCAUGGCAAAGUUGUCCAUAAAGAAGGAGAGAGUUUUCAAAACUGAGUCCCUUUCAAAAGAUACAACCAAAUCCGGUUUGAUCAUGAAAUCCAAAACAGACAUUCACCAAUCUGUGAAGUCAGAAACUGUUGAAAUUAAGCACUCUGAAGUCAAUCAAGGGCAAAAAAUUAAAACUUGUGAAGAGAACUCAGCUGAAGAACAAAACUGUAAGGAACAAAAGGAGGUGCUUAGGCAAGACGUAGGAAUUAGUGUCAAAGAGCAAGUGAAAUUACCAGCAGAAAUAAAACAUAAAAAAUUGAGUAGUUACCGAGCUGAUGCUGUAAAAUUCUCAGAUAGUAGCACUGUAGGCUUCAAAUCAAGACACACAAAAUAUUCUCAGCAUAAAUCUGUGAAAGUUCAUCCUUUGCAGGAGCAGCCAUACAAACGGAAGUUGAAGGAAAAUAUGGUUGGGAAGAGAGAAUUUAAGAAAGCAAAGCUGGAAGAGGAAAGACUGAAACAAUCCGAAGGAAAGAGUUCUAAGCAGCUUGCACAUAAUUGCUUGCUAAAUGCUGACAAAGUUAAAAAACUGAAUGGAGAAAAUGGUUGGAAACCAAGGAGUUCCUUAGCAGAUUGCUCUGUGCUUAAACUGCAGAGAAAAAGGGCUCGAUCUUCUAGCAUGUCUAAAAACUUCUUUUCUAGCAAAGAAAGAACUCUUGACGGUCAAAACAGAGACAAGUGCUCUGAGAAAAUGUUUCCUGAUAAAAAUCUUCUAUACUUAAACAGAAGAAAUAACAGACUAAAGCUGCAUCUUCAAAAGGAACCCAAGAAACACUACCUGAACAGAGUGGCAUUUAAACGUACAGCACAGGAGCGCAUCUAUCUGACAAAAUUAGAGACAUCACCUGUCAGACCUGUCUGGCAUAGAACCACCAAAGUGUCACAAAGCAGCGACUCAAAAAACGAUGUGUCUGUCUCGACAGUUGAGAAAUCAUGCAAACAGGAAGUCCUUGAGUUCAAGCUGUGUCCAGAGAUACUGUUCAGAAAUCCAGCCCCUGGUGAAGAAAGCUUAGCUGCAAAGACUUCUCCAGAAAGAGAUAAAGUCGUUGUAGAAGGUGUCAAGAGUAAAAAAGAAGAUUGGUUAAAAUGUGAACCAGUGAAGCAAAAGAAACUGGAAGAGGUCUCUACAGCUGAGGACAGUAUUCCCCUUGAUACAGCUAUACAGAUCCUGGAAGGAGAUGGAGAGACUCUUCACAUUCCUGUCAAAGACUCAAAAGAGAUGUUUCAGACCUACAGGAAAAUGUAUCUGGAAAAAAAGAUGCAAAAGUCUUGAUAGCACUCCUGUAUCAAAGGUCUUACUGAGAAAAAAAAUGCCAACACUAAAGAUGAUUUUUUUUCUGUUUACUUCAUGUUGCUUAAUAAUUGUAAAAGCCCACAGUUUUAUGGUGGGUGUUGAAAAUUUCCUUCCCUUUUUCCUCAUAUUUGUGAAUAAUUACCAUCUUAUUCUGUAUUUAUUGUCCAAAUAUCCUUUGGUGCUGUAAAUGCUGAUUUAAACAUAUUGUUUCUUUUGGCAUUUUUGAUUCUAUUUUUUUUUUUUAAGAUAGAGUAGCUCAUUGAAUCUUGACCAAAAAAUAACAAACUCAUUUAAACUGUUUUCUUUCCUGAUUCUCAAAAACUUCUACUUAUUAUACUUUCCAUUGCUGGCAGUGGAAAAAUACUUCUGCUGCAAAGGGACUGCAGUGGAUUCCCAAGCAUUACUAUUCUGUUUCCCACUCAGAGUAGUCUGAUGGUUUUGCUUCUUAAAAAGGCUUUCUGUUUUUGUAGAAACUUUUUUUUCCUAAGCUGGGAAUAGAAAUAUAAACCCCUCAAUGCAAGCAUACAGAUCAGGGGCAUUUAUGAAGUAUUUAUGCUGCUACCCAGUUUUGUUACAUUUGUUUUUGUGGAGCUUGUAUGGACUGAACUCUGAGUUCUUAGUUUGAACACAGUGUUGCAGACCGUUAGUUUACUGAAGACUUCUCUUGCUUGUCUUUCUCUCUUUCUUUGCACUUCUAUUGUUGAAGUGCAGGGAGUUCGAAUUCACUCUUGUCUCUGGAUUAUGUUGUUGAGUUCAGCUAGACUGUAAUAUAAUUUCUUUGUUUAUAAAGUGUUAGAUAAUGUUUGCUUACACAUUCACUGUGACAUAACAGUUGUAUUUGUCAUUGGCUAUCUUUUGUUUAAGUGCCUUUUCACUGUUAUUCAAAAUUUUAAAUCAAAUCAUAUUUUUACAGAGAUUUGGUACUUGAUUCUAUCUUACUAAACCUUUUUGCUGAACAAAAAACCUGUAGAUACUUUACUGAACAAUUUUUAUACUUGAAAUAAACUUUUGAGGACUA